This is a messenger RNA of Colletes gigas, 4421 nucleotides long. Its product is annotated as probable phospholipid-transporting ATPase IIB. The transcript has 13 exons. Gene Ontology annotation, cellular component: trans-Golgi network; endosome; plasma membrane. Gene Ontology annotation, molecular function: magnesium ion binding; ATPase-coupled intramembrane lipid carrier activity; ATP binding. Gene Ontology annotation, biological process: retrograde vesicle-mediated transport, Golgi to endoplasmic reticulum; phospholipid translocation; endocytosis. Bases 419 to 3733 code for a protein of 1104 amino acids. The record is from RefSeq and is a predicted model, not a curated record. NCBI's taxonomy places the organism in Eukaryota, Metazoa, Arthropoda, Insecta, Hymenoptera, Colletidae.
CACGCAUUUGGUAAACAAACAGAAGAGUCGAAUCGCUCGAUAUAGAAUGUCAAUCGGUAGUGCUUCUUGCUACACCGUCCGGCAAGAAAUUAGAAAUUAAAUGCGGUACGUUAACUGUCAUAUAUCGCGAUUCCAUCUAAUUCGAAACGUUCUGAUAAGGUAUACACAUGUAACGUAUGCCUGGAACUAUAUGCGUACAGUACGUUUAGCUAGUGUAUCGUUUGACAUCACGUGACGCGAAUAAUAUAUCGUAAUGAGCAAAACUAGAAAUAUCUAAAGCAAUUGCAUGUUCUGUCGUUCCGAGGAAUAUACAUACGCGUCGUACAAUUGUUUGACAUCCCGUAAAAGACGGAAGUAGCGGUUGUGUAUCCGUGGUAAAAAGGUAAACAGAAAUUUUAUCGAGUGACUCAUCGAGAAUAUGCGGUUAGAAGAGAUGCCAUUGCGUUUGAGCUCGGACGAGCGGGAUUUUGAAAUGGACGAGGAAACCGACUAUCUUCUUCAACCGUCCGAAGAUAGUAUACGACUUUUAACGUCGAGAAGACGACGAAUCAACGAUUGUUCCAUAUUCCUUAGGAAUUUUCUUUGCGGGUGUUGUACUUGGAUGUGGAGAAGAUGUUGCAGAAAACGCGAAUUAAGAGCCAGAGUGAUUCAUAUCGGUCAGCCGAUGCAUGAAAAGUUCCCCACUAAUGUUAUACGAAAUCAAAAGUACAAUGUUGUCACUUUUUUGCCCUUGGUUCUCUUCCAACAAUUUAAAUUUUUCCUGAAUUUAUAUUUUUUACUUAUGGCAAUAUCUCAGUUCAUACCGGACAUACGAAUAGGAUACUUGUACACAUAUUGGGGACCAUUAUGUUUUGUGUUAACUGUUACAAUUUGUCGAGAGGCCAUCGAUGACUUCAGACGGUACAAAAGAGACAAAGAAGUUAAUGCCCAGAAAUAUUACAGACUGGUAAAAGGUUUCGAUACGCCGGAAUUGGUACCAAGCUCGAAGUUGAGAGUAGGUGAUCUGGUAAUAGUAGAAAAAGGUCAGAGAGUACCAGCUGAUUUGGUUUUAUUGCGUACGACGGAAAAAUCCGGAGCGUGUUUUGUGAGAACCGAUCAAUUAGAUGGGGAAACAGACUGGAAGUUACGGCUGGCUGUACCGGCUACCCAAAAAUUAGAAUCUAAUUCUCAAUUAUUUGAUAUAAAAGCAAGUUUAUACGUUGAGAAACCACAGAAAGAUAUACACAGCUUUAUUGGUACAUUCACGAGAUAUGAUGGAUACAGCAGCGAGGAAAGCUUAGGUGUAGACAACACGUUAUGGGCAAAUACGGCUGUAGCGUCAGGUUCCGCUCUUGGUAUCGUUGUAUAUACAGGGCAGGAAACUAGAUCUCUCAUGAAUCAUUCUGCUCCGCGAUCGAAAGUCGGCUUAUUAGAUCAAGAAAUAAAUCAGUUGACGAAGGUCUUGUUUUGCGCUGUGAUCGGCCUUGCGUUGGUAAUGAUGUCUUUGAAAGGAUUUAAUGGACCGUGGUACCGUUAUAUGUUCCGUUUCGUUUUAUUAUUUUCGUACAUAAUUCCGAUCAGUUUAAGAGUAAACUUGGAUAUGGGGAAAGCAUUUUAUGCAUGGUGCAUACAGAGAGAUAAAGAAAUUGCUGGUACAGUCGUGAGAACGACUACUAUACCGGAAGAACUUGGCCGUAUCUCGUAUUUGUUAAGCGACAAAACCGGCACGUUAACUCAGAACAAAAUGGUUUUCAAAAAACUACACUUGGGCAUGAUAUCUUACGGUCAAGAAACAUUUGACGAAGUUAUGAACGUGCUGAAAACGUGCUACUCUGUCAAUUCAAAAACUUCACCGGUGAAACCGGCGGCAUCCUUACAUAGUGGAAAAGUAAGAAGAUCUGAAAGUACUAGAAUAUACGAUGCCGUGCAUGCUUUGGCGUUGUGUCACAAUGUGACGCCGGUUUACGACGAAAUAAAUAAAUCCUCCAACUUGGACACGGUUAGCGUGCAAACAGGGGAAACGGAAGAUUCUGGUUCUAUUCAAAGUCAAACGGAAGCGGACCAGCAUUAUUAUUUGCCAGAACAAAAACGCAAUUAUCAAGCUUCUAGCCCAGACGAAGUGGCAUUGGUGAAAUGGACGGAAGAAAUGGGAUUAGCUUUAGUAAAGCGCGAUCUGAAUAUUAUGCAGUUGAAAGCACCGAGUGGCAAAAUUUUAAACUAUGCAAUUCUGCAAAUAUUUCCAUUCACGUCGGAGACCAAAAGAAUGGGAAUAAUAGUGAAAGAGGAAUCUAGUUCUGAAAUAGUAUUUUAUCUGAAAGGAGCGGAUGUAGUUAUGUCAGGAAUAGUACAGUACAACGAUUGGCUGGAAGAAGUCUGCGGUAACAUGGCUCGAGAAGGUCUGAGAACGCUGGUUGUCGCAAAAAAGAAUUUGACGGAAGAACAAUAUCUCGAUUUUGAAGCAAGACAUUAUGCAGCGAGAAUGAGCGUCAGUGAUCGUGUUUCAAGAGUCGCCGCGGUUGUCGAAAGUUUAGAAAGGGAGAUGGAAUUACUGUGUGUGACCGGCGUUGAAGAUAGACUGCAAGAUAGAGUAAGACCAACAUUGGAAGUGCUAAGGAACGCUGGGAUUAAAAUUUGGAUGCUGACCGGUGAUAAAUUGGAAACUGCAACGUGUAUAGCAAAAUCUUCGCGUUUAGUUUCACGAACGCAGGGUCUUUACGUUUUCAAAUCUGUGGUAACGCGCACGGAUGCUCAUUUGGAAUUAAAUACGUUUCGUAAAAAGCAAGACUGUGCCUUAGUUAUCAGCGGGGAUUCUCUGGAGGUGUGUUUGCAAUGCUACGAACAAGAAUUCUUGGAGCUAGCAUGCGGUUCACCCGCUGUUGUUUGUUGUCGAUGUUCUCCCACGCAAAAAGCCGAAGUUGUCAGUCUUAUCCAAAGACACACAGGUAAAAAAACCGCGGCUGUCGGGGACGGUGGAAACGAUGUAUCCAUGAUACAGGCAGCGGAUGCUGGCAUAGGUCUUGAGGGUCUUGAAGGUAGACAGGCCUCUUUGGCCGCAGAUUUUUCCAUCUCCCAAUUUAGCCAUCUGGCUAAUCUCUUAUUGGUCCACGGACGAAGGAGUUACAAACGGUCUGCUGCUUUAAGUCAAUUCGUUAUUCAUCGUGGUUUAAUUAUCUCGACCAUGCAAGCUGUAUUUUCUGCAGUCUUUUAUUUAUCGUCGGUAUCCUUAUAUCAGGGAUUUUUAAUGGUGGGAUAUGGAACGAUAUAUACGAUGUUUCCAGUAUUUUCAUUGGUGUUGGACAAAGACGUAUCCGGGAAAAUUGCGCUCACCUAUCCAGAGCUAUAUAAAGAACUUAGUAAAGGUCGAUCGUUAUCUUACAAGACAUUUUUCAUGUGGAUUUUAAUAAGCAUAUAUCAAGGUGGAGUUAUAAUGUACGGCGCGCUUAUAAUGUUUGAAGACGAAUUCAUUCACAUAGUAGCCAUUAGUUUCACAGCGCUCGUUCUGACGGAAUUAAUUAUGGUAGCUUUAACGAUCAGAACAUGGCACCACAUUAUGAUACUUGCAGAGAUUUUCUCCUUGGCUCUUUAUUUGUUAUCUCUAGUCGUUCUUAAAGACUACUUUGAUGCCGAGUUCAUCAAGACUACAGACUUCUUGUGGAAAGUAUUGCUGAUAACUUUAAUUUCCUGCAUGCCAUUAUAUAUCUUGAAAUUCCUACGGAAAAGAUUCUCGCCCCCAAGUUACACCAAAUUAUCCUAAGUUACGAAUACAAUAAUUUCACUUUGCAAAAGUAGUUCAUACGGUGAAUUGAGACGGUCUGCUUUGCAUCGAAAUGGUACGAAAAAGUAUUUGCAAAGUAAUUAUCUUUGAUUCCCGAUUCGUGUCCUUUGCUCAGUAUGAAAUAGAUAAACGCUCAUUUUGUAAAUCUCCUCACUAUUUUUCUAACUAUGCUGCAAAUAAUCAAUAAAUACAAACUUUACAACUUUAACAUUAAAGCGCAACUGUUAACGAAGUUUUCGAAUUUCCUGUGCUAUCGAUAUUAUACUGAGCAUUUCAACUGGACCAACCCGAUGAAUCGAAAUCAAGCUUGUUUCUUUCGGAUUUUUAACUAAAGAUAAAUUAUUCCAUUAAUCAAUUAACGUGUAAAAUUAAUUGUUCAUCGAUAACGUAUAAAAGUUAAUUAUCCUCUAUUUAUUCAGUUUAGGUUAAAAUGCAUUAAAAUUUCGAUAACUGUAUAGGGACUCUUGAAAUUUAGCUGUUCGAUCAUGUUAUGUUACUGUUUUAUUUAUAAAAUUAGCGCGUUUUUUCCCUUCCAUGAAAUGUGUUCGCAUAACAUACAGCAUUUAAUUACAGUUUCGCAUAAUAUUUACUGUUUAUAUUCAAUCGUACCAUUUACAGUAUUUUUUUAUAUUAAGUUUAUAAAUCUUAGACGCUUAACUAACUGAAA